ACAUCAUCAUCCACUGCUCGGGCGCAAGAGACGCAAAUCAGCUGGUAUGUCAAAUAAUCAGCUGGUUGACUCCUGUCUGCUGGUGAAUCGCCGGAUUGAGCAGAGACAGGAGCACAACAUAACUCGCACUGAGAUCACGCAGAGACGCGUCCUACAGGAGAAAGCCCCCGACAUGCCGCAAUACACCGGACAGGGCGACACGGACUACCAUGGGAGUAACGGACAGGCGGACACCCACUCGUUGCACUCGUCUCAUCUGUCCGUCCAGGAGGAUCCGCUGCUUAUCCGGUCCCACAAGCAACAGACUUCUCAGCAAGUGACGACUGUGACGAAAGUCGUGCGCGAGGUUUCCCACAUGGAGCCGGACCCGGGCGCGGUCAGUUACAUGUCGGUGCCGCUGAUGUCGCAGGACUAUCAACACGCGGAUCCCCGCUAUGCCGCGGAUCCGUACAUGGUCAGCUUCGAUCAUUACGAUCCGUACCUGGGCUACCCGCCGCAGCCGGGGUAUCCGGGACCCCAUGGCAUUUACAUGCCGCGAUCGCAUUCCCCUCACAGCCCUCACAGCCCGUCGGAACACAGUCGUGCUUCGCCGCCACACGAGUACAUGCGCAAGGGUGCACCCUACGUGGAGGGUAGCUAUAACGACAUCGACCCCAGCUUAAACCCCGCUUUGCAGGACCAUUAUCGCAUUACUCCGAGUCCAGGUGGUCCCGGAGAUCAGUAUGAUGAGAGCAAAGUGGCCUAUGGCUACGUGUCGCCGUCGCCGUACGGGCCCGUGGGAUACGGACCCGCCGUGGGAGUCGGACCGGUGCCGAGCGACGUGCCCGGCUACGAGGAGGGCCAUCCGGGCGUGCCCCUCACGUCGGCGGUGCCGCCCGGCAUCUUCGAGGACGAGGUGCACCUGCAACGGCUGCAGUCGCGUCACCCGGUGGUGCCCGGUAUGGCGAGCCCGCUCGACGACGAUCAGAAGUCCAUGCGCUGGCGCGACCCGAACCUGUCCGAGGUGAUCGGCUUCCUGAGCAAUCCGAACAACAUAAUCAAGGCGAACGCGGCCGCGUAUCUGCAGCACCUCUGCUACAUGGACGACCCGAACAAGCAGAAGACGCGCAGCCUCGGCGGCAUACCGCCGCUGGUGCAGCUGCUCGACCACGACAAUCCGGACGUGCACUCGAACGCGUGCGGCGCGCUGCGGAAUCUGUCGUACGGCCGGCAAAACGACGAGAACAAGCGCGCGAUCAAGAACGCGGGCGGCGUGCCGGCCCUGAUCAAUCUACUGCGACGGACAUCCGACGCGGUGGUCAAGGAGCUGGUCACGGGGGUGCUGUGGAACCUGUCCUCGUGUGAAGACCUGAAGAGGUCGAUUCUCGACGACGGCGUGACGAUGGUGGUGAGCAACAUAAUAAUACCUCACAGCGGCUGGAACCCAAGCUCGUCGAGCGGCGAGACCUGCUGGUCCACCGUGUUCAGAAACGCGUCCGGCGUCCUCAGGAACGUGUCGAGCGCGGGCGAGUACGCGCGGAAGAGCCUGCGCGAGUGCGAGGGUCUCGUGGACGCGCUGCUCUACGUGAUGCGCUCGGGGAUCGAAAAAUCCAACAUCUGCAACAAGAUCGUCGAGAACUGCGUGUGCAUUCUGAGGAACCUGAGCUACCGCUGCCAGGAGGUGGAGGAUCCCAAUUACGACAAACACCCGAUCCAGUCCACGGUGCAGAACAGAGUCACCGCGCCCGCGAAAGCAUACAGUUUAUGUCAAGGUGAGAAUCUGGGUUGCUUCGGCGGGAGCAAGAAGAAGAAGGACGGCCAACCGGUCCAGAAGGAGACGACCGCGUCGCGCACGACGAGUCCGCGAACCGAACCGGUCAGGGGAAUGGAGUUGCUCUGGCAGCCGGAAGUUGUCCAGUCGUAUCUUAGUCUCCUGCAAACGUGUUCGAAUCCGGAAACGCUCGAGGCCGCCGCCGGGGCUCUGCAAAAUCUCGCGGCCUGUUACUGGCAGCCGAGCAUCGAGAUCCGCGCAGCCGUACGCAAAGAGAAGGGUCUUCCUAUAUUAGUGGAGCUCUUGAGAAUGGAGGUGGAUCGAGUAGUCUGCGCGGUCGCGACCGCGCUCAGGAACUUGGCGAUAGACCAACGCAAUAAAGAGCUAAUAGGCAAAUACGCGAUGAGGGAUCUCAUCCAGAAGCUGCCGUCUGGAAAUAAUCAGCACGAUCAGGGUACGAGUGACGACACGAUCGCCGCGGUGCUCGCGACACUAAAUGAGGUCAUUAAGAAGAACGCCGAGUUCUCGCGGUCGUUGCUCGACGCCGGUGGUGUCGAGAGACUGAUGAACAUCACCAGGCAACGCCAGAAAUACACGCCACGCGUUCUUAAAUUUGCAGGACAAGUACUGUUCACUAUGUGGCAACAUCAAGAGUUGCGAGACGUGUACAAGAAGCACGGCUGGAAAGAGCAAGACUUUGUCACGAAAACCGUCGCCGCCAGGAAUUCAGGGCCUAAUUCACCCAACAACGCUAACAGCUACGAUUGCAGCACUCUGAAUCGACCGAUGGCGAGCCAGGGAAGCACAAGAUACGAGGAUCGAACUAUUCAGCGAGCGAACAUGAAUUCGAAUAAUGUCGGUCGACCUACUAUAUAUCAAUCACAACCGAAACCCGGUGAGCCGCUCUACGCGCAAGUUAACUUGGAGAAGAAAAAGAAGCGGCAGUUCGAGCUGGGGGUGGGCCAGGGUGGCCAGGUGGGUCAGGCCGGCGGUGGCGCCGCGAUACCCGGAGGCGGCGGCGGCAUAGCUGGACCAGGCGGCGGCGGUGGCGGCGGCGGCAGCGGCCAGUGGGUGCCGGACGGCGUCGGGAUGGUGCCGGACGGCACCGUCGCCACGUCGGUGGCGGCGACGGUGGCCAACCAGGUGCCGCCGCCGAGCUCGAACGCCGCCGCCGCCGGUGACUCCUGGGUAUAACGGGUCCUACGAGCGGGUCCUACGCGGGACCACCGGGAGGACCUCGCCAGAAACCACCACGGCCUCGUUGCGUCCCAGGGCCGCGUCGAACGGCCGCCGCCUCCGUCUCCGAGCAGCCUGUCCAUGUAGCGGAGGUGAACGGGAGGAUCGUGUCUUGCAUCCCCCGCCCCCCCUCCUCCUCGCACCGGGAUGCGAAGUGACGCCUUCGCGGAAUCCCGGAGGGUCGAAGGUGAACGAGAGAGAGAUCUGCGGAAGACUUCGACUCGAUGACGACGUAAGGGACACACGCAAGACGGACACCCGACGUUUAAUUUAUAUUCGGGCAUCCUCUCGUUCGGGGUUCGCGUAAAAUAGGGAUCGCCAGUUGGCGACGUCGUGGUCGAGUUAGUUGGACGGUAGGCGAGUUAAGAGAAACGCUUGUUGCAAGGCAUUAAAACAGGGAUAUCGAGAAUAUAGCAAUUAUAUGAAAUAAAAUGAGGGAGAGAUUUAGGGAGUCGUUGAUGAGAUUCAAGAUAGGUAAAAGUUCGAGGUAUUGUCGAGAGAGUACGCGCGAAAGUAUUAUUAGAUAUUGGAGAAUUAUGCGAUGCGCGCCACUUCCGAAGGAUGGAGGCGGAAGAGCGGAUCAGACAUUACGCUUUACCACUGGAAACAGACGUCCAUAUUACGAUUAGGAAGAAUCUGGAGGAAGCAAGAAUCUCGAGAGAGAGAGAGAGGAAGGAAGUUAACUACGUCGAGUUAAUCGGACGAACGGCAGCUGGAACGGCAGCGAGUCAGGGUGAUAAAAACAGGCAGCUUUCAAGUUGAAGGACUAGAACGAAGUGUAUAUUGAUCUACUUGAGGAUAGAACGAAGGUGUACAUAGAGUGAGGCAGCUGACAGGGACAUGACGUACCGAUGAUGAAACGAACGAGCGGAUUGACGGAUCAACAAGUGGAGAAGCGAGAGAAACGUCGCACUGCGAAGGGAGAUCUCCGCAAGUGGAGGAAAACGCUACUGAAGCGACGAGUGGAUUGGAAAUAUCGAUUUCAAGCGGAAGGGGCUGAAGAUGUGGAGCCAGAAAAACAGACCGACCCCGACGAUAAUGCUCGAUACUGCAAGAUAACGCGCCAACGAUCCUUCUGCCUUACACACACUUUUGACGACGCAAGAGCACCCUUUCCCUACCGCGUCUCUAUCGCCGCAUUGUUUGUAGCGGCGCGUUUGUAACGGCACGAACUUUAAAUAGCCGGGAAAGGAGAAAGGGGUCGAGAUCAAAGGGGCGCGCGCCUAAGAUAUAUAAUCGAAACGUCUUUGGUACACUUCGAUUAAGUAUACAUGAAUUGCGAGAGGAGCUCCGCCGCCGACCUUGAGGAAGCCGGCCUUGACGCAUUUUUAUCGGAGUCCGAGAACCCCAUCGUCGGGAUAAUAAAGAUCGGUAGUAACGGAGGAGAGGCAGCGAACGAGUCGUGUCCAUCAUAGUAGAUCCGGCAAACGCGAGAGCGCACUUGCAGAUGCACGCACCUGCAAUCUUGAUACACGAUAAUAGUUAUCAGCGAGAAAGAGAGGGAGAGAAUGAAAGAAAGAAAGAAAGAGAAAGAGAGAGAGCGACGUCCAACCACAUCCGCAGCAGUAGUCGCACUAAUGGCUCUAAUACCUUCAUUGCACAAUUCUAAAUUAAUAUAUACAUAUAUAUGUCUGCGUAUAAAUAUAUUAUAAACACGACACACAUAUACGUACGUACACGUAUACACACACACAUACCCCUUAAGUGUAUAUUUUAAGAUGGUAUUGGCGGCGGCAAAGGCGCGAGCGUAUACCAAUCAUCGCGAAGUACUGUGCUAAGAAUAAAUUAGGCGUGUCUAUGUAAGUAUUAUAAAUAAGUAAAGGCGAAGAAGCGCCUAAGGCGACUUAAAGGAAGGGUCGCCCGUGAUUUUUAUGCAACUCGAUAAUUCAUGGAAAUAUAUAUAUAUAUAUAUAUAUAUGUAUAUAUAAAAUUAAAUAUAAUAAAAUAUAUAUUUAUAAUAUAAUUAUAUAAUUAAUUAAUUUUAUAUAUUAAUUAAUUAUAUUAAUAUUUAUUUUGCGUGUAUUAUAAAUAUAUAUUUAUAAUAUAAUUAAUUUUAUAUAUUCGUUUCCUGUGUUGGGCAGCUGUUAUAAUUAUUGAACGAAUUGCUUGAUAAUUAUCGUAAUUACGAUAAUGAUACACUACUUCACAACUACUAUAAUUAUUUAGCAAAUUUAAAUUCGCUAAACAAUACACAAAGAAGAUUCUCACGUUUCUCGAAGAAAUGUCAUUCAAUUUAAACGAAAAGAAAAAGGUCCUGUAUAUAUACUUCUGUUAGCGAAGAAAUAUCAUAAGAGCCAAUUAAUAAUUAAUCCCGUUACCACUAUAAGAGAAAGAGAGAAAGUUGCACUUGCUUCUUUGUAAUACUUGGACCCACCAAUCGAUGCGCGCGCGUGCGCGCGCUUAUUAUAAAUAUUUGAGGAGACAUGAACAUAUAAAUAUAAAUGAAUAUAUUAUAUAUAUAAAUAUAUAUUAUAUAUACAUAUAUAUAUACAUAUAUACAUUGGUGACACACUGGCGUAGAAUUUAGUAUAUGACUGUAUUAAUUAACUGUAAACUUCUGAGGCUGUGGGUGUGGCACAAGGAUGCUGAUUUAUUAUACGAGCUGCUGCACUGUCGCAACGUGCAUGAACCUUAGGGAAUGCACUUUUAACUCUUCUGAGGUACGAGUGAAUCCUGCCCAUGUGCGCAAAAGUGCGAGCGAGAGCGCGUGUCGAGGUGGAGGCGCAUCGCCAUCGUGCACACGCGAGCUCACGUCUCACCACGAUAGUAUUUAUUACAUCGUCGAAUGGACUGCGCUGGAUUUUUUUUAUAUAUCCGGAUGAGACGAGGAAGCAGGAGGGUUGUGUAAUUUAAAUCGUUCGACGAUCUAAAAGGGGAAAUUUUUAGAAAAGUACACUUUAUUUUUAAGUAGAAGAUAUACAUAUAUUAAUUAGUACGGUACGUUUUUUUUUAUUUUUUAAGUUUUACUUUUUUUUAUACACGCGCAUACUUUUAUACACUUUUGUAUAUUUUGUUUUAGAGAAGCGUGAUAUUGACAUGGCGUAGUAAUUUAUAGAAUAAAAUAUAUGGAUCGCGCUAGAUGAGUGCGGGAAAAUAAAAUAUUGUAAGAACAAAUAAAGCGUGAGGGAAAACUCCGCGAAGCAAACACCAAUGACUAACAAUCAAUGCUAUUAACACCAUCGACGCUUCACUACUACUAUUUACGGUGCAAUAUAAUAAGAUGCGAGCUCACGUGACGUAAUAACGGUGGGUCUUCACCUGUAGUCGACGUUUCAUCUUGGAACGCAAUCCGCGAUCGAUCAGCGGCGCCUUAGAGCCAUUAUUAUUGCUAUAUAAUUACGUAGAUACAAUUAGCGAGCAGCGAGACCAAUGUAUGUCGAGUCCAUGAACACGUGCGGAAAGCACAAUAGCAAACAUGUGGAUGUGUGCGUGCGUGCGUGUGUGUUUGGCGUGUUAACGUUAUUCGAUGGUUACAAGGUGGCAUAUUAAUUAGCCGGUAUACAUAUUAUAGAUAUAAAAAAAAAAUAUAUAUAUAUAUAUCCCUGUUCUCUAUUUCUUAAAGUAAUAUUACGACAGUUGAUCAGAGAGGAACACGCGAUGGAACAAUGACUGCUCUCCGAAUGAAGACCGGGCGACGAUCGUCCGUCCGCGAAACCUUCUAGAUUAUUUCAUCAACUUCAACCGGAGGAUUGAAUCACGAGGUAGAACAAAAGUUUCGAAUAAGUCACUGGGUUUCAAACUGAUUGACGUUAAACGGCUCAAUGUAUUAUGCCUAUUUAUACGAACGCAGUGUACUAUUAUUAUUUAGAAAGGAAUGAAGAGACAUUUUAUAUUGCGUAAUGUACAAGAGGAGAUCCAGGUGUGUAUGGAUUUUAGAAAGUUUUAUAUUAAAAUAUAGAAUUUGAUACACUUUAUAUUACAAAUAAUAUGUAACGUUCAGGAGUCAAAGAUUUUUUUUCUUUUAUUCGAGACUAACUGAAAAUAUCUUUUUCUUUCUCAAUAUUUAUUUUUUGUAUCGUUAAUUUGUUUUAUGAUUCUAAAAAAACAAACAUAUUUUUUAAUUUAUUUAAAAAAGAAAAUAAUAAUUUAAAAAGAUCACAACGCUUUAAAUUGUUUCUCAAAUAUUUACUGUCCAAUAAAAAUUACGAAUUCGGUAGUUAGACUAGAUAAAUUUUUGUAAAGCCUCGGCCAUUCCCAAACUUUAAAACUCCAACUUUUAGCACUUGAAUAUUACAUAUUACUUUUACGAGUCAUCAAAUUAUAUAUCUCAUCAUCAAACUUUCCAAAAUUCUUAAGCUACAUAUAUGUAUCUCUCCUUAUUAGAUGUAAAAACAAUUUAUUAUCUAAAUUGAAAUGUAAAGAUCGAUGUCACGCGACGUCAUGCGAUUUCAACCUCGUCCGUAGCUAAUUGCACGACGGGUUCGAUUGGCCUUUGUUGUAAGGUGGACGAUCGUCGUUGAUCAGAUGGCUUUAUAAGAAGCGUUAUUCUAUCACGUAACCGCUCACUUUAUUCCGUGGCGGCGUUCUCGAGGGAAAAUUGUGCGCAGAGAAAAACUUGGACCGGAUCAUCAUCCGCGUGAAAUGCCUAGAAAUGGAAAUGCUGGUGUGAGCCUGUGGAGAAGUGACCUUCAUUUCGCCUAUUUAAUUCUUUUGUACAGUGUUUUUUAUAUCGUCGCGCCGCACACUUCCUACCAAGAUCUUAUCUAACCAGCCUCUGUGUAAUAUGCAAAUUUUUAUCCCGCAUUAUGCAAAUUUUUAGAGAAAGACGACGCGACGCGAAUUACUACGAAAAGUAACUCGAUAAUUAUUUUAGUUACUCGAUAUAACCGUAAGCCGCUUAACUUUUUACACCGCUUUCCUUUCCUUUGAAACGCGCUAUCUAUUAGAAAUUAGCAUCCCUCGCCUCUUUCUUAGGAUUUAAGAAAACGGAUGAAAUCAUUGCGCAGUUAAGGCCGUUUAAUUUAUUAUUCUUAUGUUCACCGCGCAUCUUCCUCGUUCGAACUUGUACAUUUUUUUAGCUCGUAAGGCAUUAUCUGAAAUAUAUCGCUCUUAUUUUUCGAAAUACACGAUGCAGACGAAUCUCCAGAUGGAGCAGCGCGAAUAGACGAUUUAUUUUCUUUUACACGAUCCUUUACAUUUUAAUUCUCUUCUCUUUCUUUUUUUUUUAUUCUUUUCGCUCGCCGAAUUAACGACUUGGACCAGCGGUGACUCCAUACGAUCAUUUCCAUCUCGGCGCGGAUGUCGCGUUACACAUUGUUAACGCGAAAUUAAGAAAGACUGUGCGAAACUGACUGAGGCGUGUCUCUCUCUCCCGCCGGUCAAGGUGAGAGAGGAAAGGAACCUUCGAGCUUAUCGCUCGCUCGGAGCUGGCUAGCAGAUCCGUUGCGCUCGUGAUAGACACAGCGUGAUUUUUAGUGUGCGCCGUGGUAUUGUUACUACACCGGCGCGAUCCUUAGAAGACUUUGGACCAUUUGGCAGGCGACACGACGCGAUCUCGAAGUCGAUCGAUCUCGUCGGGACUCGUUGCUCGGGAUAUCUGCGUCACCCUCGUGAUAAUCGCAUGGGCGAGAACGCGCUCUUUUAGUUCCUACCUCUCUCUAAAUUUUCCAAGUCGAAAAGGUGCUCCGAAAACGUGCCUAAAUUCGAUAUACACUUUAAAAAAGGAGUGCUUAAUUUCAAGAUAUUGAAAUAUUUGAUUUUUGUCUCCGUCUUUUAAAUGCUUAAAAAUUAAAUUUUAAUUUUAGAACAGUGUUUAGAUUUGAGACCCUGAACGGGUCUACAGCUGUUAAAGAUUUCAGUUUUAAACAUUUUUAGUAUUUUAAUUCUGAACUGUCUAAAGUAUUUUUAAAUAUUUGAAAAACAGGAGCGAAAACAAAAUAUUUUAAUAUUUUUAAAUCGAACGCUUCUCUUUUGAGUGCAUACACUGAAAACAAUUUUUUAUAUUCAAGUAAAUAUAUUUAAGCACUUUAACAUCAUUUCCUUGAUUUAAAAAACUAUUUUCCAAGUUUAAAAAUAAAUUAUUUUAUACACUGAGAAAAGAGUUAUUGACUUGACUACAUUUUUUAGUUCAACUUUUUAUAUGUAUUUCACUUAAAUACAUAAAAUACUUGAACUUCGGUUUAAACAUUUAUAUAUUUAACUUAACUACACAUAUAUGUUUAAUUUAAAUACGUAAAUGUUUGAACUAAAGGAAUAAAGAUAAAAAAUUUAUUCGAGUCAACAACAUUUUUUGCUCAGUGUGCUGAUUAAUAUUUGUUUAAAUCGAGAAAACGAUGUUGAAAAAUAAAUAUUUACUUGAAUAACUCAUUUUUCAGUGUAUUUCGGGCUGAAACUAUACGUGAGAAAUAGAGUAGAUAUUUUUACCUUUAGCAUCAAUUUACUCCUAUUUAGAGAAUAAUCAGUGAUUCUUACUAAAAUUUAUACGCAUCGAUUUGAGCAUGGAGAUGCAAAUCGUUAAUUAGAGAAAAAAAAUUAAUUAGAAGAUUGUCGACAUCGUUAAAUUAUUAAAAAAAAAUUAAUAAUUGUAAAUCGAACACGAGAAUUAUCACUCGAAGUUACCGAUCAAACGAUUACGUGUCCCCACGAAUCUUUACGAUCGAGGCAACGAACAAUCCCGACGACUGGCAAGAAGUCUCGCGUGCGCUCGAGUGUCCGAAAAUCCUGCGGAAAGGGUUCACAAACGACCGGCGGGUUUCUGUCUCGCGCGCGUCUGUCUCCUCGGCGGCGGCGCGCAAUUUUUGGACCUCGUGUUUUUUGUAGAAUUUUAUAUGCUGCAUACCCACGGUAAAAAGAGCACGUGCAACGAGUGACCUCAUCGUUUCUAUUGAAUUUUGAUACUACACCGUGCUGUGCGAAAUCAUAACCGCGAGUUAGUCGCACCCUAGACGUCUGAACGACGCCCGUCGACGCCGAUGAGGAGAUUGAUCGAUGCACGGGACGAUUCGACGUAAAUCGCCGCGAUAUUUACUGUCGGUGGCGCAACGCAUUAACUCCGGAGAGCUACUCAUAUUUUUCUAACACUACUCUAAUUAGAAUUGUUUUAAGAAUUUUAUAUAACGUAUUUUUAAGAAUUUUUAUAUCAUUUUUUGUAGAUCGCAGAGUAUUAGAAUAAGUGAGGUAACACAAUAGUUUAAUGUAAACAAAGUCUCGUUAAGUGUCAUUUUAAGCUUUCAAAGUUUUCAUAACGAAGACUGUACUCACUCAGAAAAGCAGUAUUUAAUCUUAAGAUAUUAAAAUAUUUUAUUUCUGUUUCCGUUUCUUUAAAAAUAUUUUAAUUUUAAACAUUUGUUGAGAUUUGAAACACUAAUGUUCAUUUCCACUAAUGCAAAUCAACUUUGAUCUCGGUUUAAGUUUCUCUUUACCGUUUCUCUUUUCUACUACUCAGCAAGAGAAUUAGCAAAAGAUAAAGAGUAAGAUAAUUAAACCGAGAUCAAAGUUAAUUCUACAUUGAUGAAAAUGGACAUAAAGACAUUUAAAACUGAGAUCUUUAAACGUUUUAAAUCUAAGCUUUGUUUGAAAUCAAAACAUUAAAAAAAAAAGAAACGGAUGAAAAACAAAACAUUUUAAUACAUUUUUUUUUUUUUACUGCUAAAACUUGAAUCAACACUUGGAUGAAAAUUCACCUACACAUGAAAAGAACAAUUUUAUUAUAGUAUCUAAAAAUUUAGCUAGAUACAGAUCAGCAAAUAAUUUCACGUUGGACUAUCAAAAUAAUUAUGUAAGACAUUCAAGCGUGAUGAUACUGCUGCAAAAAGUUCCAGCAACCAAUUAUAAAAUCCGAUACAAUUUUUUAACUGAUUCAUCAUGAGAUAUUUUCAGGUCUGUAUUUCAUCAAAAUUGCACUUUCCGCGCAGCAGCGCUCCGGGGUUAAUCGCGGCAUUAAUUUCUCAUGGGUCGAAUCACGAAAUUCGAACCGGAGAUUAAUAUUGUAGGUGCCCGCCACAGCCAUUUGUCGCGGCAAGUAAAUGUCUGCCGAGUAUUUUAAUGUACAUAUUAAUAUAUACGUGUUGCGACACUCGAGACUCUUGGGUCUCCAGUGCCGGGCCUCCCCCGAGGCCUUCCUGAAAUUUAAUUUUCGGCUUCGACAGCACCGCGAGAUCUUCCGCCUCGGGCACCGAGCGGGUGCGCCGAGAUAAACAGCGAACAGCAAGCACUUAUACCGAUCGAUCGAUCGAUCGGUCGAUCGACGACUAGACCGAGGUUUUGAUAUCCGCUUUUCAUUCUUUGUGUAUGUGUACACUACUGUCCCGCGUUUAUAACUCCAGCGUUUAUAAUUUUCUACGAAGCACAGAGAUACGGAGGACGAGGAAGUGAACGAAGGGACGGGGCGACGGCGGCUUCGGAGGGCGUAUGUAGAAAAGACUGUUCCCGACGAUUUUAUAAGGAUGUAACGAAAGAAAACGUCGCGCGCGCCGAGCGGAAACGCUCCCCGCGUCCCAGGGUAGGCGUAGCCGAGGCGACGUAAAAGAAAAAAAAAAGUAGAAUUUAUACAAAUGUGUGUGCGCGAUGAACAAUAGUUUGUCACUUAGUCCGACAGUGGUAUCACUGGGUAAUAUUCUCACAACAUCCCCUUGCGAGGUAAUUCGAUUUUCUCAAUCAAGUUCGAUUUUUCUAUUCUCACGACAUAUUUAUAAAUCACGUUUUAUAAAGCAUAGUUAAACAGUUCACAUAAAAAGUGGAUGAAAGUUUUUAAAAAUUAAAAUUAAUUUAAAUAAUGAUUGAUUGAUGUGAAAUUAAUUGAACAGAUUUUUUUUAUUUCACAUCUUGGAAUUUUUCAACAAGAAAAAUCGUGAACUGUUACAUGUCGCGAUUUUAUUAUACGAAUCAGAGGAAAGUUGCUGAAUGCAUACCCGUUCAAUAUUUUACUCUUUUACUUCAUAAAAGCAACAUUUAAUAACAAGAAUAAAAAGCAAAUAAAAGAUAAGUAAUAUAGACAAAAAUUUAAUAAGUUUCAUCCUGUUUUGUGUAUAUUAUUAGCAUUUGAAAAAAUCAGAUACCACCACAAACUUUGCUAUAAAGAAAUGAAUACUAAUGCAAGAUUGAAAAGUGAUAACAGUAAAACUAAUAUUUGCCAAGAACAUGUCAGUUACAAAAAUAAAUUCAAGCCAGUUUAAUUUCGAUGUUCUUACGUUUUUAUUAUUGUUAUUUAUUAAUUAUUAAAUACUUGACCGCUUUUUUUGAUAAAUCAUUAAUAAAAUAAAUACUAGCUAAUGAUUUCUUAUAUUUUUAAUUACUUUAAUUCAUAAAUUCAUAUUUUCAAAGACAAUACGAUUGAAGAGUAUAAAAAAACAGCUCAAGUGAUACGCAUUCGGCAACUCUCCCCUAUAUUGUUAAUAUCUAUUAUUUUUAAUUAAACAUAAGCGAAAGAAGCCUUUAGCUCUUCGUGCCUAAUAAUAAUUUGUGAACUGUACUUUUCCUAGUUCUUAUCUUUAAUUAGGUAGAGAAGUUGCAAAUAAGGAGCAAGGAUGCGGUCUAAUUUUCCAUGACGCGGUACUACUGUCGGAUUAACUACAACAUUCAAACCGACCCUUUCGACGCGGAAGGGCGGGCCUCGUGGAAGGAUGGAGGCAACACUAAGGCGCAUCUUGGCACCUUCGCGUCACUGUAUUAUAUGCAUUUACUCGCGCAGACCCAACAAUCGGAUGUUUUCGAAUAGACAACACGCGGCUAUAGUUAUUAAAUGAUUAUACAUGAUAUUACGCGACGACGCAAGAGAGAGAGAGAGAGUUGAUAUUAUAUAUUAAAUAUAGUAUAUUGAGAUCUUUAAGGUGAGCCAACGUGUUAUCGAGAGAGCAUAUUACAUAUUUUAAUAUAUAAUAUUGAGUUGUUGAGAGCCGCAACACACCAAACAAGCUGCCAGAUGUAUUCGCCUAAGCCGCAGCGCUGCGCGAUUUAAUUGCGCGACAAUACGACACAAUUAUAUUAUUAUGUUACCGAUGGGAAAUUGGCGGUUGGACGAACCCCUAGUUGCCCAAAAUUACCUCGCGAGGUAAUCCAAUUCCAAAGGCGCGCGAUCUGAAAGGAUUCGGGUUUCACGAUUGCGAAUGCAAUCGGUGGGCGGUAAAGGGGGUUAAUAAGAGACGACAGGGUGUUUAAAAAAUCACGCUGCAACCGGAAGAGUAUCUAUCGAUUUGUUAUCACGUUUACUUUCCGGCUGUACUGACCGAUUAUCCGAUGGCCGGCACGAAAAUCAUGAGAGUCGGACUCGAUAAUGGAUUCGAUGACCGUUCACGUGGUGUUCAAAAACUCCGCCGUAUCAUUGAACACCCGGUCGGCGCGCAGUGCGCCGCUUGUGUCCAAUCUAGCUAGAUAAAAGUACUCCCGCUUAAUUGCACGCAAGUAUUCUGCAUCAUUCUUUUAGUUCUAUGAUAUAUUAUUUUUAAAUGCAUUAUUUUUACACCGAGAAAAAAAGUUGUCAACUUGGCUGAACUUUCAACUUGAUUAAAUUUCUUCAGCUAAGCUAUUUACGUAUUGAACUUAAAUAUUACACAUAAAUAAUUGAACUGUAGAGAUCUAAUCGAGUUGAAAAUUUUAGCCAGGUUAACAACUUUUCUUCUCGGUGUAAAUUUACAAGAUUUUGUAGACAGACACGUAUUUUUAUUUUAUUAAGAAAAUUUCAACACUUACAUUUAUUCUUUGGCGCUCGAUUGAUGUCAUUUUAUUUUCAUUGUUUGUAUUUCCAAAAUUUUUAAACAGAAAUACGAAGAUUCGAGAUAGUACGUAUUUAUAUUUUAUAAUAUUUAUAAACAAGUCUCAGGAUUUUUUCCGGCUUCAAAAUGAAAAAAUUUCACAUUAAUUCUUUUGCGUUUAUAAAAGCUUGAAAUGGAAACGAUCGAAACCUUGUUUUGCCUCGCGUUCGAAUCUAACGCACAUCAGUAAUCUAGCGGGACAAAAGGGUUCCGCUUGGCUACACGCGAAUAUUUUGCAUUAUUUAGUUUUAUAUCAUUACAUGUAUUAAUUUGGAAUUUAAACUGUGGACUUUUAUGGAAAAAAUAUAUGUGUUUACGUAAAAAUUGCGGAGAAUACUAAAUAAAAUUUAUCGCGCGUAUAUAACGUAAAUAAUGUGUCAUAAAACUAAAAAAUAAGGCAGAACAAUUUCAUACGACUGAGAAAUACUUUUGUCCAGCUCGAUUGGGCAAUAAAUGGCGCAUUGUGCGGCGUGAGAAGAGUCCCGGGGAAUGGGUUUUUAAUAAUUGCUCGUUUAUCUCGCCGCUCUGCGUUUCGUCCGAGAAAGGAUCCGAUUGUUGGGCCUGGCGCGGCAGCAGCAGGUGCUCACCUAUAUAGCACGUAAAAAAAAAAAAUCGUCACGUUUGUACAAAUCGCGUUGCGCAAGGGCGACCGCUCUUUUCAUUCUCGGUCUCAUCCACGGUGCCGAUAAUCGUUCGAGUCUCAUGCAAGUGCGACGUAGGAAUCGUACGAGUCAUAUUUUGCUCACCUCUCACACGGCUUAUACGGGGUAGACGACUCUUCGCUACGAUUCGCUCCUUCGCGAGAGACUUGUAAUAUAAAUUUCUAACGAAAGAGAGAGAGAGAAAAAAAAGAAAGGACACUCGAGAAUUUUUGAGCUAUCUCCUUUGCAAUUUUUAAACUUUCUAACGUUUCUCGAAUUUCUAACGUCGCGUAACUUGUGUCCUCGACGAACACACCUCGGACACCCCGUAUAGAGUCCUCGACGGAACUUGAAUUUUUCGCGACUGUUUCGUCACUGUCUUCGCACGCGAAGGACUACAAUUGUUAUCGCGAGGAUGCACGAUUUAUGUAUUCACGUAUACGUCGUAUACGCGUAAUCGCUCUAUCUUCGACAAUCCCAUCGACCGCGCGGAAAUCGCGGCUUGGCCUAUGGGAUUCCGAUAUGGGGAAGAACACGAUCUCUCCACAUUUUUAUUACGCUCCUCUCUCGGUGUGGUUAAACUUUGAUAUCGAUUUUUUUUUUCUUCUAGCCGGGAAGCGGAGUCGAUACGCCUAUUCACGCAUCAUUCUUUCUCACAACUUUGACGUUAAAUUAAUAAUAUUAAAUUAAUGAUAUUAAUUUGAUAAUAAAACUAUUAUGAACUCUUCUCUUUUUGUGUCGCGAAUACUCGCCAAAUAUAUUUUCAAUCUCACGGUAUAUUAAAUAACAAUUGAAUUUUAUGAAUUGCUGGUAAAUUAAAUCGAAUAUCGCAGUGAUAAUUGUCAAUCGAUGCCGUUGUCGAAGGUUAUUUACCAACAACAGAGUACGUGGCGAUUAUGCAAUUUUAUGCGAUUCUACUCCACACGGCACAGCGUGACGAAAACAUCGCAAAAUAUUGCUACAAUGUUUCAGCAAUAUUGCAGCAACGUCAAUGCAAUAUUGCAUAUGUUGCUGCGACAUUACGCCGAGAGAAAAUUUUAAUAAACACUUAUUUGAAUACUUGCACAAUGAAAUAUUUACUAAAUACAAAUAAAUAUUUAUUUAGUACAAGAAUUACUAAUAUAAUUUAACCAUCAUCUUUUUUAUUGAAUAAACAUUUGCGUACCGUAAGUAAAUAUUUCAUCGCAAGUACUCAAACAAAUAUUUAUCAAACUUUAGUAAUUUUUUUUUCCUCGCCAGUGUACGUAUCAAUAUCUCCGAAGCGGACAUUUCACCAUUGCCGCAACGUCGCCGAAACGUUGCAGCAAUACUUUGCUGUGCCGCACGGGAUGCAAACAUCGUUCCCAAUAUGCUCUCAAGUUCGCGCGACCAUCGAUUCGACCGAUUCGGAAUGCGCCGGUAUUUAUUCCCGCGUCUAUUUCCCGCGAUCAUUCGACCGUACGGUAUACCGACUCGAUAACCGUUCGCUAUUUCGUACGCUUCGCUAUUUUCUGCGAACUUCAACCGUGCGCGAGGAGAGGGAGGGCUCGAAGUUGAGUACCGACCUGGUUGAUCCCGAUUUCUGACGUCUCGAAAUAACGCCCUAACUAAUUAAGCCCCCCCCUCCCCUCCCGGAGCGGAGGCGCGCGAUCGUCGCCUCGACGAAUUCCGAAUAUUCCGGCACGCGGCACCUUUUUCUACGAAACGUAAUUAGAAACCGGAAAUGGAUUACUCGCGCGGGGCUCGCGACAGGUACUCCUACCUUCCUCGAAGAAAGAAAAAGGAAAAAAAACAAUCGUCGAGUCGGCCUAAAAACGAAGGGACACCGCUCGGUGGACUCGACCUUCGGUACCUUCUCUCUCCCGAAUCGAUUUCUCAUCCGAUCGCGCGAUCUUUCGCGACGCAUCGAGCCGCAUCGUCAUCAUCAUCGUCAUCGUCAUUAUCAUUAUCAUUAGCAUCAUCAUCAUCACUACCCGAUUGACUCGCUCCACGCAUUUACCGAUCGCGAUCGCUGUCAAUCGCUGGCGGUUUGAGAAGACUGAUAGUUAAAAAAAAGAAAAAGAGAGAGAGAGAGAAAGAGAGAAAGAAAGAAUGACUCCCGCGCGAUCAUCGUCGUUUCUCCCUGCAGUCGCGGGGUCGGGGGGAGAUCGCGACCGCCCGUAAUUUCGGUGAACGAUGGAAGAAAAGUUAUUGUUUUCCCGCAUUCGUUCCGGAGGCUUGAUCUCGCGGAGAUUGCGCCGGUUUCGCGACGCCCCCGUUUCAGCGACUGGAAAAAAAAAGAAUACGGACGAAGGACCUCGAAAAGAAACGUAUCUCGUACCCCGCGGGAAUUCUCGCGCGACACGUCGAAGAAAGAGAAGAAGAAAAAGAUUGCCGGCCUCGUCGAUGCGCUUCCGCGAAACGCGCGCGCGACCGAUGACUAUUUGGCUACUUCCCUACUUGGAAACGUCGAAUUACUAUCCGGGGCGACACACCCGCCGACCCGGGCUUUAAUUAAGAGGGAGGGAAAGAAAUCGCGGAUGUGAGGGAUGACUUACAAGUGGAACGAUGAUCCACGCGACUCGACGAGGCCGCUUGUAAACUCGAACAGGGAGCGAGGGGGAGAUAAAGGAAGAAAAGAAAAAGUAAAAAAAAAUCGUACCCACGCAUACCAUUACACAUGUAACACGCGCAUUAACGAAUAGGAAAAAAAAAUGAUAGUCUACUGUGCUGCAUACGUAUUUAAAUUAACGGAGCAUUAAAUAAGCAUGGGUGUGCAUCUUAGAUGUUUUAGAGGACCUUCACCAUCACCAUCACCAUCACCACCACCACCACCACCACCACCAUCACUAUCACCACCACUACCACCACCAUCACGCGUUUAGUGUUAAUUAUGAAACCUUACAGAGCGAUGAUGGCAGGGGAUGACGAAGGGAGAGGAUUAAUCGCGCAAUUAGGAGCUUCCAUAGCCGUAGAUUUUGCGUUACGUAUACACCGGUGUCCAAAAAAAAUCUUCCAUUAAACGAAUUAGUGUCAUAAUUAUUUGUUACCGAGAGAGAGAGAGAGAGAGAGAGAGAGAGAGAAAGAAAAAGAA
Molecule: messenger RNA, 17367 nt
Organism: Solenopsis invicta (red fire ant)
Lineage: Eukaryota; Metazoa; Arthropoda; Insecta; Hymenoptera; Formicidae
Gene: p120ctn
Product: catenin delta-2
Exons: 14
Coding region: 47-2944 (965 amino acids)
Biological process (GO): cell-cell junction assembly; cell-cell adhesion
Cellular component (GO): plasma membrane; cytoplasm; nucleus
Molecular function (GO): cadherin binding
Source: RefSeq, a predicted model, not a curated record